AUGCAGCCAACCGAUGGACCGAGGAACUGGCAUGGCCCAACUGCAGCGAUGGUACUGGAAUGCGCAAGCGCAAAUGUGUGUUCAAUUCAGCUUACUAGCGGCAUGAAAGGCACUCAGAACAACUUCCUAAGCAGGCAGGAUUGUGAACGAACGUGUUACGUGCUUGAUAAUCCCGUCCGCGAUGCGCUCGGUCCGCCUCAGAUGGGCUUGGACAAUCGUCCAGUGACGUGCUCUAUUGGCAUGAACACUUGUGGAGCAGGCUAUUGGUGUCAUUUUGGGGCCAACCAGCAACCACGUUGCUGCCCUGGGACGAGAGACGUUUAUGGGCUCAGCAAUAACUUCCUCACCCAACAGGAAUGCGAACAAACGUGUCCCGUAUACGUCAACGUCUGCCCGGUGGGGACACCUCUGCUGGAUUCAACGAAUCACCCGGUUCCCUGCACAUUCGGAGCUAAUUCGUGCGGUGAAGGAUACUGGUGUCAUCUCGGCCUUGUACCGGACGAGUAUCAAUGUUGUCCGGGUGAACCAACAGUACCGGGCGCAUGUCAAGGAUUGCCAGAAGUACAAGGAGAACUCGGUGCACCAGCUCCACCAGCAACGCGGUACUACUACAGUGUGAUCGAGAUGGCCUGCAAGCCGUUCAUUUACAAUGGUCGAAAAGGGAAUCAAAACAAUUUCCUUACAUUGGAGGAUUGCGAAGAGACGUGUAAUGGUGAAUCAGCAUGA
This is a messenger RNA of Cooperia oncophora, 726 nucleotides long. Lineage: Eukaryota; Metazoa; Nematoda; Chromadorea; Rhabditida; Trichostrongylidae. The record is from the annotation of a GenBank genome assembly.